This is a messenger RNA of Rhopilema esculentum, 2675 nucleotides long. RefSeq lists its product as uncharacterized. Gene Ontology annotation, cellular component: anaphase-promoting complex. NCBI's taxonomy places the organism in Eukaryota, Metazoa, Cnidaria, Scyphozoa, Rhizostomeae, Rhizostomatidae. The record is from RefSeq and is a predicted model, not a curated record. Gene Ontology annotation, biological process: anaphase-promoting complex-dependent catabolic process; positive regulation of mitotic metaphase/anaphase transition; cell division. Gene Ontology annotation, molecular function: protein binding.
UUUCAGUGAAUAUUUGAAAAUGAAAUCAAUCCCAAAAUAGAUAAACCAUGAAAAAUUUUGGAUAAUUUCUUUCCGUUUGAUUCAUCAAAAGGAGCCCUUUGGUAUAGAACAUAAUUACAAGUUUGAGCCUUUAACUAACCUCGAGUCCAACACCAAAUCUGGCGGGAAAAACAAACCGGGCCUAGUCAGCCACUGCCAGGGAUAGUUUGUGGCCACGGUGUUUCACAGUAGAAGAAGUCGAUUAAAGUUCGCUGAUCGUAGUAUUGCUGCAGAGCCGGUGUAAUUGAAAUAAUGGCCGCCCUUUCCAGUGUCUCCCUUUCAGAUGUAUCGAAAGAUUUGCUGAGAUCUUUAAAAGAGUGUAAUGCGCGCGGUCUUAUUCACUCGGCAAAUUGGGCAAUUGAAUUGGUUUCUUCGCUUCCUCCUUUAAAGACCCUACCAACAUUUGAAGAAGAAGCAACAGAGGAAUUCAAAGAUGAUUUUUAUUCAUACAACUUGGCCAAAGGCUAUUUUGAUUUAAAGGAAUUUGAAAGAGCUUCACAUGUUUCAAGAAACUGCAGGAGUCACAAAGGAUAUUUUUUGCACCUGUAUUCACUGUAUAUGAGUGGUGAAAAGAAGAAAAGAUACCAAAUGGUAGAUGUUCUUGAACCAAGUAGCAAAGCAGUUGAAAAUGAAGAGUUGAGAGGACUUAGGGCAGAACUACAGAACAAUAUUGAUAAAUUGGAUGGAUACUGUUUUUAUUUAUAUGGUGUUGUGUUAAAUGGGUUGAGUCUGUAUACUGAAGCAAUUGAAAUGUUGUUGAAGGCUGUGGAAAAAGAACCUGUUCACUGGGGUGCAUGGAAAGAGCUUGCUUCAAUUUGCAAAAAUAGAGAAACUCUUCAAAACCUGAAGUUGCCAAAUCACUGGAUGGCAGAAUUCUUUCAAGCUCAAGCAGAACUGGAGGUGCAAAUGACAGAAGAGGCCUUAAGAAGAUAUGAAAAUAUCUGUUCUGCUGGCUUUGCAAAAAGUACAUAUGUUAAACAGCAAAUGGCAUUGGCUUAUUAUAAUCUGAGGGAUUUUGUUCAAGCAACGGAACACUUCAAAGAUCUUCAAACCAAGGACCCUUACAUGUUAGACCAUGUUGACACUUAUUCAAAUAUUCUUUACAUCCAGGACUCAAAAGCUGAACUGAGUUACUUAGCUCACAGAGUUGCUGAAGUGGACAAAUACAGAUAUGAAUCUUGUGGAGUUAUAGGAAAUUAUUACAGUCUUAGAGGACAACAUGAAAAAGCAGUACUGUACUUUCGUCAAGCAUUAAAACUGAAUCCGCAACACGUGGUCGCGUGGACGCUCCUUGGCCACGAGUACGUAGAAUUAAAGAACACAUCAGCCGCAAUAGAGUCAUACAGGAGAGCUACUGAGGCAAGUGCAAAGGACUACAGAGCGUGGUAUGGACUUGGUCAGACGUAUGAAAUAUUAAAGAUGCCCUACUAUUCGCUUUAUUACUACAACGAAGCAUAUAAACUAAGGCCUUACGAUUCGCGGAUACUGAUAGCUUUGGGUGAUACAUACCAUAGCUUGGACAAAAACGAGGAAGCUAAAAAGUGCUAUCUGAAGGCUUUUAGAAUUGGUGACCCUGAAGGACAAGCUUCAAUGAAAGUUGCAAAGCUCUAUUUACAAUCAGGUGAAGAAGACAAUGCAUUUAGACUGUAUUCGAUCGUGCUUGACGAUACGGAUCAAUCAGCCUUUCAUACCAGUGAAGACGUUGCUAAGGGACUUGUGUUUGCUGCCAGGUAUUGCUUGAAAACGGGAAAAUAUAGCGAGGCCGAGGCUUAUGGACGAAGGGCGACUGAGCAUAUUGAGACUAGAGAAGAGGCAAGAAGUCUUCUUUACGAGAUCAGACAAGCUCGGCUUGGCAACGAGGCCUCAGACGUUGCAGCAUAUCCUUUCACUACGCCUUCUUAGCCACAAUGGACUUGAUGUUGAUCUUCCGAGGAAACCAAUCAAAAGGAAACGAUUCCAAGAAUUCAGAAAGUUGACGAAUCCUCGAGAAAGCAGGAUAGCAAAUUCGUAAUAGGACGUCUACCUUUGAAGUCAUAUUUUAUCAUCAAGACACUUCUUAGGUGUUCUGCAGAUCUACUAAAAUUCUCCUAUGUACAAAACGUGAGCUUUAUUGCAGAGGUAUAAUAAGAAAGGGGAGCUUAUAACUUGAUAUUUCAGAUUAUUCAAACAGGAAAAAUCGUUAUUAUAAAGGUGUAUUAUCAAUAAGAGGGCAUCUAGACCUAUUUUGAUUGAUAUUCGCAUCAUGGCCCCUUUGAAAAACAUUACUUUUUGGUUGCCAGUGCCAUACGAAUUAUCAAUUUUCUCAAGAAAGAUCUGCAGUAUUGUAAAUUAGAAGUAUCUUACUCAGCAAUGACUCUAUGUUGAAAAUUUGCUGCUAGAACUCUACUGUAAUAUGGAUUCUAUUAUUUUGUAGAUCCCAAACAGCAUUGCCAUGCAAAUAGCGAUUAUUCUUCGUGUAGCCUCGUUUUAAUCUAGCGCAUAUAUGACGUAAAUUCUUUUAAUGUCUCGCAAAGCAGCCCAAUGUAGUCAAUGCAAUUCAUGCCUCUGCUCUAAUAAAGGCGACGCUCUUUUAUUGAUAAAUUUGUUUGCAAUUAUUUCAUACAUGUGCCUUCUAUACAUUUUAUUUGUCGAGGAAA